AUGUGGUCUUCCAUCAUCCGAAGUCCUAAGUUCGUCCGUUCCUUCUUCUCUAUCUCCUCAACAAGACCACGUUUUGUAGUUGCUUUGAGUAACGGAAUCUUCAAAUCGAAUGAGGAGCGCCUUGUCUUCCUCUUCUCGUACGAAGAAGGCGAGUCUUCUUCUUUGGUACCAAAUUUCGACAUGGCAUUACCUUGCGUGGGCUUUCGUAGCCUCGCAGCGUCUUGUCCUUCUCUCCAUGGCUUUCUCGCUGUCAAAGCUUUAGGUGGGUUAAUCAUAUGUAACCCUUCCACUGAGCAAUUCGUUAAGUUUCCCGAUCCCGUUCUAUAUCAUUAUGUGGGAUACGAUCCCAUUGAUGAUCAACACAAAGCAUUAUCCGUGUCCUUGAGUAUUCCAUUUGGACCAGUUGGUACUCCUCUAGUGCACAAGGUGUUAACAAUUGGACAAGAUAGAGGUUGGAGACAUAUUGAAACCUCCCUCUACCAUCAUGCCUUCUUAUACUCCCUUACUAGUGGCAGUAUUGUGUGUUUUCAUGUUAGAUCCGAUAAGCUAACUUACAUCAAAGCACCUCCGGUUAUCCUGGAUUAUGGUAUUAAUGGCAGUGAAGCAACAUUUAUUGAAUACAAAGGGAAGCUAGCUUCCAUUGUGGCAGACCCUUAUAAUCGUUUUCAACGUUUUGAUUUAUGGAUACUAGAAGACGUCGAGAAACAUGAAUGGUCAAAGAAAACAUGUGAGAUUCCUCUUUCCGUGUGGGAUUCUGUUGGUGGUUUCAGAAUGUCUUUUCCAGGCACCAACAAGGCCGGUGAGAUCAUUAUGGCCCCUACGAUAUUGUCACGCGAUGUUCGACCUUUUUACAUCUUUUACUACAAUGUUGAAACAAGAAACACCAGAAUAGUUAGGCUCCAAGGAAUUGGAGACAAUCAAGAGUUUAGGCGCUCCUGUGGAUUCAUAGACAAGAAUGAAUGUCAUGUACGUAUCUCACCUCAACACAUCGAAAGCAUUGCUUCCUUUAAGAAUCCUACAACUUAA
This is a messenger RNA of Arabis nemorensis, 1026 nucleotides long. The record is from the annotation of a GenBank genome assembly. NCBI's taxonomy places the organism in Eukaryota, Viridiplantae, Streptophyta, Magnoliopsida, Brassicales, Brassicaceae.